GCAGUUGCGCCACCGGGAGGUGGCGGAAGCACCACAACCGUCUAUGCUUUCGACGAUCGUCCGGAGCAGAGCAAUGCACAGGCAUGGGUAGAAGAGGUCGGAGGUGUGGCCACCUCUGUCCGCACUAUCGAAUGUGCUGAUUUGCUGCGCCUGUUUGGCCAAGCAGUAUACAUGAAGAUCGAUGUGGAAUCCAGUACCAUCGAUUGUUUGGACUCCCUGGUGCAAUCUCAAAGAGAUGCUCCCGGCCGGCAGCCCGUUCUGCCGAAAUUCCUUUCCAUGGAGCUGGAGGCGGCAUCGCUGUUCAAUCCCUUCCACAGAAAGCUGAAAGAGUUGGGCUAUCUCUUCUACAAAGCCUGUCGUCAGUAUGUCUAUUCCCCUUCGCCCUGCGAGCAAGGGCGAUACAGCAGAGAGGUGCCGGGCUGUGGAAGUGGUCCCUUCGGUGUGGCCGCUGUGGACUACCUCCGUGGCUUGAGGUGGAGCCCCAUCGACGAGUUACCAACCGACACGCAGUGGGUAGAGGAGUUUGAGAAGGGCCUUGAUUGGCCUUGGCCUUACGCCGGCGAUUUGGUGCUCAUGCGACUGGGAAUCCUUGAGAAGCGUAAGGUUCGACUUGCAUGCCAUGCGAGUGGCAUAGAUCCAAUCAGCAAAUCAAGGGAAAAAGGUGCCUACGGUUUUUACAAGGCAGGCAGCGUGUCCGGCUGCCCAGGCCCUCGCUGCUGGGAGGAGGAGGUUGCGGAGCGCUCAUGGCCCAGCGCUCAGCGAAGCUCGCGUGGACGUCGGGACGCGGCGGCGGCUUUCUUGCAUCAGGUGGCCAGUGGCAUGAUGGUGGAGAAGGAUCCGCAGGCGGGCAUGCUUCCCCGUUUCCUCUCCUCGCGGAAGGUAAUGCCGACUGGCCUCGUGUCGCUGCUUGGGCUCAUGGCCUUGGCUUACAACUGCAUGCAGCUCAGAAAAUGGUGGGAUCCAGAGGAUCUUCCUUUCAUCAAGCUGAAGGCCUAG
This is a messenger RNA of Symbiodinium necroappetens, 996 nucleotides long. Lineage: Eukaryota; Dinophyceae; Suessiales; Symbiodiniaceae. The record is from the annotation of a GenBank genome assembly.